ACCUUUCGUUCGGGUAAAAAAAUAUCAGUUGUAAUAGUUGAAGCCGUUCCGAAGAACCUGAACACUGCGGCGCCCUAUUCUGUCGUAUCGGAGAGUGUAGGGCCACCCCACCAACCUCCAGCAAUGGCGGAGAGUGAGAGUCGAAGCGUCGCCGAAGAAACCUUGAAGCCCUUUUACCAGAGGGCCUCUGAAGCCGAGGACCGCUUAUCAAGGCUUGAAGCUGCCCUCGCAAGCAAGAAGGAUUCUGCAACUGAUGGUUCUUCAAAGGUGAUCAACGAACUCCAGUCACAGAUAAAAGAUGCAUGUGCGAAGGUGUCUUUAGAAGAAGAAAAGAACAAGAAGCUUGCUGCUGAAAAUGCAAAGCUCCAAUACCGCAUACAACAUCUUGUUCAGGCAGUGAGAGAUGGUGAUGACAAGUUGGAGAAAAUGAAAGUAACGAUGCACGAGUAACUGGGGACAUGGAAGUCGGAUGCAUAUGAUCGUGAACCUAUAUAAUUAUUCCUCGCUAACAGAUUUGAGCUGGAUUUGCUACAUUAUAAAUAUAUAAUUAUUGAUAAAUGUUAUACCGCAUGAUUCCAACAUCUUGUACUUAUUUUUAGCUUUUGCCUUUCCGGCAGAGAGAUGCUAGAUUAUAUAAUGUAGCCUUGCUACUUGGGAUUCAGGAGA
This is a messenger RNA of Pyrus x bretschneideri (Chinese white pear), 666 nucleotides long. RefSeq lists its product as uncharacterized. The record is from RefSeq and is a predicted model, not a curated record. The transcript is spliced from 5 exons. NCBI's taxonomy places the organism in Eukaryota, Viridiplantae, Streptophyta, Magnoliopsida, Rosales, Rosaceae. The coding region runs from base 124 to 450 and encodes 108 amino acids.